Uranotaenia lowii is the source of this 1341-nucleotide messenger RNA. RefSeq lists its product as uncharacterized. The transcript has a single exon. The record is from RefSeq and is a predicted model, not a curated record. Bases 1 to 1341 code for a protein of 446 amino acids. Lineage: Eukaryota; Metazoa; Arthropoda; Insecta; Diptera; Culicidae. Gene Ontology annotation, molecular function: nucleic acid binding. Gene Ontology annotation, biological process: DNA integration.
AUGGGUCGUUCUUUUAUUAUUCGUACGGAUGCUGAAGCCAACGAAUAUAUAUUCAAUGGUGAGCAUCGCAUCGGGAAACGCGCUACUUCGCGUGCCGAAGCAUGGGCGCUACGUCUACAACCAUACGACUUUACCAUCGAAAGAGUAACCGGAGAAAGCAAUGUAGCAGAUUCUUUAUCAAGACUGAUUCAAGAUUCCAAAGAGGCAGUACCGUUCGAAGAAGAAAAUGAAAAUCAUUACUUAUUCUCUUUAGAUAGCGGGUUAAUGGACUUGACUCUUAACGAAAUAGAAGGCAGCACAGAACAAGAUAGCGAUUUACAGCUUAUUUUAUCUCACUUAAACUCCAAAAAGUGGCCGUCUUCGUUAAUCGAAUUCGCCCCCCAUCGACAGAGUAUCCAUCACAUAGGUUCACUGCUAUACAAAGAUGAUAGACUCAUUCUACCAAAAGCUCUAAGGAUAAAAGCGUUAUCUUCCGCACACGCCGGACACAUUGGUGAAGUGGCGAUGAAGCGAAUAUUGCGACAGUUUUUCUGGUGGCCAUGUAUAUCCAAAGAAGCAGAGUUGUUCGUAAAAAGAUGUAAAACUUGCACAAUGCUAUCCAAGAAAGAUCCACCCAUUUCUAUAUCCAGUCGGACUCUACCAGACGGGCCUUGGGAAGAGUUGCAGAUUGAUUUCCUCUCGAUUCCUGGAUUCGGUACUGGAGAAUUUCUCAUUAUAGUUGAUACGUAUUCAAGAUUUCUGUCUGUUUGCGAAAUGCGUCGGACAGAUGCAGAUAGCACUAAUGCAGCGUUAUGCGAUGUUUUCAAAUUGUGGGGAUUACCAAAAAUUAUACAGAGUGACAACGGGCCACCAUUCCAAAGUUCGGCAUUCUGCAACUACUGGGAAGAAAAAGCAGUAAUGAUUCGCAAAUCAAUUCCGUUAUGCCCACAAUCAAAUGGUUGUGUAGAACGUCAGAACCAAGGCAUAAUCAAAGCCUUGGCUGCUUCGAGAAUCGACGGGUCAAACUGGAGAGUCGCCCUUCAUAAGUACGUGCACAACCAUAACACGUUGAUCCCCCACGCAAGACUGAAUGUUACCCCGUUUGAAUUACUAGUUGGUUGGAAAUUCCGCGGAACCUUUCCUUCGCUUUGGCAUACGGAUAAUGUUAAGUCUUUGAACAGAGAAGAAGUAAAAGAUCGUGACACGGAAGCCAAAUUUACCAGUAAAUCAUACGCUGACACUCGAAGAGGAGCUAAAGAUUCUAAUCUGCAAGUUGGAGAUAAAGUUCUUCUAGCUCAACAAAAGAAAACCAAAACGGAUCCGAACUUCUCGUCCGAAUAUUACCGAAGUAUUCGGAAUUAA